GCAGCCAGCAGGCAGCCAUGAUGGAUGGAAGGGAUGUUUAGCUUGUGACAACAUGGCUAUAGUUUUAGGAGUAAGAAAUGCUUUGUCAUCAAAGGUACAGAUACGUCAUUGCGCAAGCAUUACUUUAUUAACUGUAAGACAAAAUUGUACGAUCAAUUUGGCGAGGGGGUCUUGUAUUUUUACGAUGAAAAAUGGGGAGCAUAAAAACGAAUUGAAAGUGAACUGCACUGCAGGGAUUUCGACCACUUCAGUCGCCAAGAUACAUCACGAAAAAUUUAUUGUUACACCAGAAGUACAAGAGGUAGAGAGAAAAUGGAAAAAGCAGUUCUUAAAUACAACGUUAUUCGGUGAAGCAAUCUUUGUUCUGGGUGCUAUGGGAGUUGGAAAGACCACAGUAAUAGAAAACGAGUUUCGUUGUCAUCCUGUUUACUCCAAGUAUGCGUAUGUCGAUACAGAUGAAAUCAUGGGAAUGUUACAAGGAUUUGCUUAUGAUAAAGUUGAAGAAUUUUAUCCCAUAGCCAGAGAAAUUGCUAUUCGGCUAACUGAUUGGAUCUUGGAUCAGAAAAUCAGUUUUAUCGCAGAGGGAACUUGUGUAAUGUACUUAGAACUAAUAGACUAUUUACAGCGGCUAAAAACUGGAGGUUAUGACAUUCGAAUAAAGAGACUACCGUAUGUUCCUUUGGAUAUCGUUCUUGAAAGAGCAAAGCACAGAAAAAAUCGUUUAGUCCCUGAGCAUGUUGUAAAAUCCAUUUAUUAUGGUUCAAAAGAAGGGCUAGAUGGCUUGUACAGUUUCAACAAAGGAAAUAGGCUGUUUGAAGACAUAGAUAUUCCUAAUGAAAAUGGUCAAUUGAAUGUCACUGGAAAUGCAUUCACAACUUAAUGAUGUUACAAGCCGUGCCAUAAAUUACUAACCUACCAAUUGCUUGUCAAUCAUGUAUGGCUGGUCGGUUGACAGCAGUCUAUGGUCGUGUUAUAAAUAUUAACCUUGUGGUAUGACAGAAAGUAAGAUCUGGCACUUAGCCAGAUUCACAUGUUACCACAGACCAGCAAACUAGAUAAAAGAGUAUCCUAGACUUGACCAUAAUAAAAUAAUAACAUUGUAUAAUAUGAAUAACCGCGUGUGAAACUCUAUUCAAAAUAAAGAAUUUCUAGCUGUCAUCCCA
Messenger RNA from Actinia tenebrosa (Australian red waratah sea anemone), 1163 nucleotides. RefSeq lists its product as uncharacterized. The record is from RefSeq and is a predicted model, not a curated record. NCBI's taxonomy places the organism in Eukaryota, Metazoa, Cnidaria, Anthozoa, Actiniaria, Actiniidae.